Messenger RNA from Diabrotica virgifera virgifera (western corn rootworm), 11527 nucleotides. Its product is annotated as DNA topoisomerase 1. NCBI's taxonomy places the organism in Eukaryota, Metazoa, Arthropoda, Insecta, Coleoptera, Chrysomelidae. Gene Ontology annotation, cellular component: chromosome; nucleolus. The record is from RefSeq and is a predicted model, not a curated record. Gene Ontology annotation, biological process: DNA topological change; chromosome segregation; DNA replication. Gene Ontology annotation, molecular function: DNA binding; DNA topoisomerase type I (single strand cut, ATP-independent) activity. The coding region runs from base 191 to 3247 and encodes 1018 amino acids. The transcript has 11 exons.
AGUGGUAAUUAAGGAAAGGCAGUUUUUAAAUGAUAGCGCCGGAAAGGUUAUUGCCUUCCACCGAUUCUGCGCACAAGCGAAAUUUAGCACUUAGACGAAAACGUUGCUUGUUGCUUUCUCCGACAAUCUCCAAUCUCCCGAUCGGUCUCGAAACCACUAAGUUAUAACUUUGAGUGCAAUCUGUAUCGGAAUGGAAGUCGAAAACUCUGUUACUGAAGAAAAUUCUUGUCCAGCAAACAAAGAGCAAAACGGUGAUUCAAGCCAUGUGAAUGGCCUAAACGGAUAUUCCGAUAAACACAAGAGCCACAAAUCGGAGCACAAAGAUAAACAUAGGGACAAGGAUAGGGACAGGGAUAGAGAAAAAGAUCGAGAUAAGGAAAAAAGUAGAAGUAAAGAUCAUAAGAGCUCUAGCAGAGAUAAAGAUAAAGAUAGACAUCACAGCAGCUCAAAAGAUAAAGAUCGUCACAGCAGUUCACAUAAAUCCUCGAGUAAAGAUAAGGACCGCGAUAAGGAAAGGGAAAAAGAUCGAGAGAGAAGUGACAGGGAUAAGGAGAAGGACAGACACCGGGACAAAGAUAAGAGCAAAGAUCGGCACAAAGAUGACAAAAAAUCGUCCAAAGAUAAAGAACAUAAAAGUUCCCAUGAUAAGGACAAAGACCAUAAGAGUAGCUCCAGAGACAAAGAUAGAGAAAAGGACAAGGAGAGAAGAGACAAAGAUAAAGAACGUGAUAAGGAGAGACGAGACAAGGAUAAGGACCGGGAUAAGCAUAAAAACAGAGAAAAGGAUAAGCACAGGGAUAAAGAAAGAGACAAAGACAAACAUCAUUCCAGUUCUAGAGACAAAGAUAGGAAGGACAAAGAUAGAAAAUCUGAAAAGGAAAAGGAAAAGGAAAAAGAUUUGGAAGAAGAUACUAAGGUAAAAGUAGAGUCUGAGGAAAUCUUGAAACCGAAAGAAUCUCCUGUGAAAGAGGAUGCAAACUUAAGCACAGACGACGACGAGGAUAAAUUAGUAAUUAAAGACGACCCUGGGAGUCAAGACGAGGCAGAUGAAGGCGCCCAGGCGGAUCACUCACAAGCAAGUAGUGCUGAUUUUAGUUUAAAGAUAGAUGAAUCAAACUUUUCCGGUUAUUCUGCUGGAGAAGAAGAAAAUAGUCAAUCACAGAAUGAAAGUCAAUUGGAGGUAGACGAUGUGAAACCAGAGAUUAAAAAAGAAGAGGAAAGUGACGAAGAUGUUCCACUGUCGGCUCGCGUGAGUUCAACUAAGAGAAAAAUAAAAGACGAGGAAGAAGAGGAAGAUGAUGAUUUACCUUUGUCUGCUAGAAAAAAACCGAAGAAGGAAAUCAAGGAAGAAAAAUCCAAAAAGAAGAAAAAGAGAGGUUAUGAUGACGAAGAUUAUGAAGAGGACGAAGAGGAGGAUUAUAAACCGGCGAAAAAGAAGGCUACCAAGAAAAAAGAGAAAAAGAUUAAGAAGGAAGCUGUAAAGAAAGAGCCAGUAAAGAGAGAGAAGGCAGAAGCUGAUAGUCCAAAGAAAAAGAAGAAGGAAGAAGAAACGCAGGAAGUAUGGAAAUGGUGGGAGGAGGAGAAGAAAGAUGAUGGUGUCAAAUGGACAUUCUUGGAACACAAGGGGCCUGUAUUUGCCCCAGAUUAUGAGAGACUACCAAAGGAUGUCAAAUUCUAUUAUGAUGGAAAAGAAGUGGCAUUGUCGGAAGAAGCUGAAGAAGUUGCAGGAUUCUAUGCAAAAAUGUUGGAUCACGAUUACACCACCAAAGAAGUAUUUAACAAAAACUUUUUUAAAGACUGGAGAAAGGUAAUGACAGAUGAUGAACGUGCCCUUAUAACUGACCUGAAAAAGUGCAAUUUUAAAAAGAUGCAUGCCUAUUUCAUGGAUGUAGCAGAGAAAAAUAGGAACAGAUCCAAGGAAGAGAAAAAGGCUUUGAAAGAGAAGAAUGAGGCUAUAGUCAAAGAGUAUGGUACUUGUAAUAUUGAUGGGCACAAGGAAAAGAUUGGUAACUUUAGGCUGGAACCUCCUGGUCUUUUUAGAGGUCGAGGUGAGCAUCCCAAGAUGGGCAAACUGAAGAGACGACUCAAUGCUGAAGAUAUCAUAAUUAACUGUAGUAAGGAUUCCAAUAUACCUCAACCUCCUCCUGGACAUAAGUGGAAGGAAGUCCGUCAUGUAAAUACUGUCACAUGGUUGGUUUCUUGGACAGAAAAUGUACAAAAUCAGGUCAAAUACAUUAUGCUGAAUCCUAGUUCCAAGUUAAAGGGAGAAAAGGAUUGGCAAAAGUAUGAGACUGCACGGAGAUUGCACAAAUCUAUAAAUAAGAUUCGAAAUGAGUACCAACAGGAUUGGAAAUCAAAGGAAAUGAAAGUGAGACAGAGAGCUGUGGCUUUGUACUUCAUUGAUAAGCUAGCUCUCAGAGCUGGUAACGAAAAGGAUGAAGAUCAAGCUGAUACAGUGGGUUGCUGUUCUUUGAGAGUAGAGCAUAUAGAGCUUCAUGAGCAAAAAGAUGAUAAGGAAUUUGUUGUAGUCUUUGAUUUUCUUGGUAAAGAUUCCAUUAGGUAUUAUAAUGAGGUACCAGUAGAAAAACGAGUGUUCAAAAACUUGGGUCGGUUUAUGGAAAACAAAAAACCUGGCGAUGAUCUCUUUGACAGACUUAAUACACAAAUUAUGAACAAACAUCUGAAUGAACUUAUGGAAGGUCUUACUGCUAAGGUAUUCCGUACAUACAAUGCUUCGUUUACACUACAGCAACAAUUAGAUCUAUUAACAAACGAAGAUGAUACGGAAGCUGAAAAAAUUUUGGCCUACAAUCGAGCCAAUAGGGCAGUUGCCAUUUUGUGUAACCAUCAGCGGUCCGUGCCGAAAGGCCACGAAAAAUCUAUGGAAAAACUAAAAGAGAAGAUGGAUCAAAAACGGGAGGCCAUACAAGAUGCAGAGAGACAGGUAAAAGACGCCGUCAGAGAAGCGAAGCACGGCAGCGUCAAAGAGAAAGUAGUCGCCGACAAAAAGAAGAAGCUCCUUCAACGUCUUAAGGACCAGCUCGCGAAACUCGAGAUCCAAGAAACUGACAGAGACGAAAACAAAACCAUUGCGUUGGGUACUUCUAAGCUGAACUAUCUCGAUCCUAGAAUUAGUGUUGCGUGGUGCAAAAAGUACGACGUUCCUAUCGAAAAGAUUUACAAUAAAACCCAAAGGGAUAAGUUUAGAUGGGCCAUCGAUAUGGCAGGACCGGAUUACCGGUUUUAAGUUAGGAUUUUCUUUUUUUUUCAAAAGAGUGUAUGGUAGAAUUUAAAACUGGAAGGAUCAGAAAAAUGUAUAAAGAUUUAUUAUGGCGUAUUUGCUUUAAUAUAUACAAGGUGGUAUAUAGGACACGUUUUCAUCACACAAUCUUCAACCGGAAUAUUUUGUAAUUAUAACUCAAUUUGUACAAAAUAAUGUUUCAUACUAUAAUUUUGUUAAACUCCCAUCUAUUGUUAAACAUAGAACUUAAAAUAACUUUCUGAUUAUUGAACUAAGCCACCUUGGUCACUGGACCACCUUAAUGUCACAUGUUUAAUGACAUUCUUCUUGCAGUGCCUAUCUGUUCCGGAUGUUGGCGAUUAACUUGGCUGUCCUUAUUUUGUUGGCAGCUAUUCAGAAUAAUCGAAGUCUACACCUAUUGAACCAUUUUCUCAGGUGCUGGAGCCAAGAAAUGCUUCUCUCAGGUUCUCUUUUUCUACACUUUGCCCUGAAGAACGAGUUAAAACAAGCCCAUUUCUCUUAAUGCGGUCCAGAUAUUCUAAUUUGUGUUCUUUUAUUGUACUAUAACGCAUGUUGUUCUAUGAUACUAUAACUUUUGUGAAAUCCCAUUUGUGCAACAGGUUGGUAAUUAUCGAACUUAUUUGAUAGUCUGUUGGUAAUUAUUUUGGUAAGCAGUUUGUACGGAUGUGGUAACAGGCUUUAAUUUUCGAGUCUGUAAUUUUCGAAUUUGUCUUGUUUCCUUUCUUGUGUAGUAAAAGUAGCUGCGCCUUUUGCCAAGAGGUUGGAAUAGCACCCCCAAAGGGGCACUUGUUCAUUUAAAUUUUAACUGCCUUCACAACAGUUUUACCUCCAGCUAUAAUCAUGUUUUUUAUCAUUCUGUCGUCUCCAGAUCUGUUCCGAAAAGUGUCUGAUCCCAAAAUGUCGAUUUGGUUCUAAAAAGUGACAGGCUCAAUAGGGCGAAGCCUACGCAGAAACAGGUAAUAAUAAUCGACACUUCUGUAUGAAAACCACAAAUUAAAAAUGGUUACAUUUUUACAGAUUGUACCAAAUUGGAGUAACAAUAUAAAUUAUUUAUAAUUUUAACUAUUUAUAAUGGGAAAUAAGCCACAAUAUUAUUAAAAAAUGAUUUUUAUUAACGUUUCGACGCCCAAAUCGGGUGCCGUUGUCAAAAUACAAAAUACUACUAACAGAAACAAAAAUGUUGUUGCUUAGUGAAAAAAUUCUUCUAAUAAUUUAUUUAAUUUGACUCAUUUAUAUCGGCAAUAUUUCAGCUAUUUUAAAGUAGAAGACUUUAAAAUGAUAUUGCCAAUAUUUAUAAAAAUGCCACAAGAAAAUAGCUUCAGAACAACAUAAAUUAUUUAUUUUAAAAAGUAUGACCACUAUUAAUUUUUUUGUAUCAUGAUUUUUAAUAUUUUAAAUUUAUUAUUUAUUUUUAUUUAUGUGAACUAUGCCAUACAAAACUUGAAAAAAAAUGUCAGGUAUUUUAUUAUCAUGAAAUAUGUCCACUCAUAUUUUAUUAGAUAACAAUAAAUUAUGGAAUUCAAUAGCAAAUAAAAGCACUGACAGUUGAUGAACUAAAAUUAAAUGUCCCCUAAAAAUUAUGAAAUUACAUCUAAAUUCUCUCAAAAGGAGUCUCAUCCAGAAUAUUUGGAAUCUUUCAUUUUAUCAAUAAUGAUUUUAUAUUGUUUCUCCAGUCUGGGACGUUUUGUACCACUUAACCAUUUGCUCAGCCUGAUGCACCGUAUAUAUGUACAGAUGAUCAAGAAAACUUCCACUCGUGCAAUUAUUUAUUGGAGGUAAUAUAUUUUAUAUAAUUGGUUUAUGCAUGUAACUUUAAAAUGUAGAUAUUUUUAUUUCCUUUCUUUGUGCCUACCAGUUUCUUGAUCAUCUGUACACGUACCACCAUGAGAGCAUUAUUUUUCAAAUCUUUUCUAUACUUCAGCGAUGAAAAUAUAUUUUUUCUGAUUCUCCCUGUAUAAUUAUUUUUUCACCCACCAGGUAUCAGUAUCACGGACUUUAUUACUAAAUUCGAAUUGUCAUUCGCUUGUCGAAGUGGGACAAUCGGUACACCAAUUAUUUUUAAGAUUAAAUUAUUACAUUAGUGACUUUUAAAUUUUUACUUAGUGAAUUUCUUUUAUUUUUGUGAAUGUACGUCAUUUGAGGUAUUAAAUAUCUAUGUACAGAUAAUGUAGAAUUAUUUUACGUUGGGAUUGUCAGGUAGUCGUAAAUAAAUAACAAAAAUAAUAACAUUUUUAAGUAAACAUUCGAAAUUAUAUUUUUAUUCUGUAGUGGUGCCAUAUUUUGGUAAGUAUUCUUUUUCUUGUAGUGCCUGUCCAUUUCGGAUGGCGGCGACCAUCAUGGCAAUCUCUACUUUGCACAUUGCUGCUCUGAAAAGAUUUGUGGUUGUCGUGUUAAACCAUGUAUGUAGAUUUCUCAGCCAGGCAAUCCUUCGCCUUCCUGGUACACGCUUUCCUUCUACUUUUCCCUGUAAGAUUAGUUGCAGUAGUCCAUAUCUCUCGCUGUUUUUCAUGCUGUGACAGGUAUUCAUUUUGGCUGUUUUUAUUGUGGUUUAGGCCCGGCGCAAAUUGAUCCUAAGCGAGCCACAACCUGCGCCGGCGGGACGGGUGACCCGUGCAGUUAUUUUUCUAGCGCACCGCAUAUUGAACACAACCCAACCCGACCGUUGGCUAUCGACCUGGCGAAUAGAGACGGGUACAAUCAGUGCGGACAUGUAACGGUUACUUUUGAUACCGGUUCUCAGUGGUACUGAGUACAAAUACUGAUUACAAAAUACUGAUGUAUCUGAUCUUAGUACUGAAUUGAGUAGGCAACUUAAAAUCGGUAUUCCCGUACUUGUAACUAGUAACGUUUUAAAAAUGUCAUACGUUCCUAGUAGUUGUAGAGGUAUGACUUUCGAAAACAUCGAAUUUGAUCAUAAGCGGGUGCAUAAAAAGAUAUCGUACUCUGAGUAUUUUAUUUCUGCAUAUAAUACCUACAUAUUUAAAAUAAUCUCUUCCCUUCUGCUCUGUCAUAACUCAAAUUCCUCAAUUUACUGCUCGGAUCACAAUACUCGGAUCUCCGCUACUGAUCGGUCAUAAAAAAUAAUACUAUCUGCAUAUUUCGUUUUUAAUUUUUAAGCACAAAAAUAAUAUGUAAUAAACAAAAAUGUAAUAUGCCGACAAGUUGAAUUUGAGGGUAAUGCUAUAUUUUUAUCGAUCACGGUUAUAAGUAACAUGAACCAUUUUUCACCUUAUUUUUCUAAUAAUGUGUUUUUGUAAAGGCAUAACUUUGAUUAUUAAUUUCGUAUCGCCGCUUAUUUAGUCUACUAAAAGUUAUCAGAAUUUAAUGACAAAGACAACGCAGUUUUCACUCGGGGUGUUGACUAUGCUAAUAUUACAUCUCGCAAACAAAAACACGUAAAAAUAAACAUCUGGCGGUGAGUCACGCGUCCCAGACCCAAGAAAACUGUACGCCGAUGACAAACGUUCGACAAACUGUCUACACGCAGUUCCCCGGUGCAGGUUGUGUCUCGCUUAGGAUCAAUCUGCGACGGGCCUAACAGCUCUUUUUCUUUUUGUAUUCGUAAUAAAACACCCUAAUUAGUAACGUGUAUAAGAUAUCUUCAGGAUUCAAUGAUUAUGUCACAUUUCGAAAGCCUCAAUUUUCUUGCAGGUGGCGUCUGUGAUAGUCUAGGACUCAACUCCGUACAACAGUGUAGGAAAGAUAAUAUAACAUCGUAUUAACCUCAUUUUUAAGGGUAUUGAUAAAUCAUGACAUUUGAAUAGCUUAUCAAAGGAGUCAGUGCAAAAAGUGGUUAAGUAAAAUUUUUAUGUUUUCGGGUUAUAGGUGUUUUAAUGAUUUAAACCAAUAUAUGUAAUUUUUUUUAAAGAAAGUACUUUUAUUUAUUUAUGAAAAAGAAAUGUUUAUAAAUAUAGAUUUGACUACUUUUUGUGAAAAAGAAAAAAAAACACAAACACAAUGUAUUUUCCCCUCUCAAGAAUCCCAUGAGACUUUAUUAUUAGAAUGUGUGUUGAAAUUUUCAUAUAGUUUUGUGAUUGAUAGAUUACGGUUCAAAUAUUUUCUAGUGCGACUAUCAAAUCUUGUAUAGUGCGAUUAUUGAGCUAUAUAUGAGCUAUUGCCAAUAGCAACAAGUUGUCAAGUCCAUGGACUUGAACGCAUUUUGACAUUUAGCGGCUUCUUGCAGUGAUAUGAUGAUUGAUUCAAAUUUCAACAUAUCGCCGGUCCGGAAUAAGAAUGACGUAACUGCUAACAACCAAAUUUCUCAGGAGAGUAAAAAACGAUUUUUAAAUAUUUAAAAUGGGGAUUAAACGAGGAGUAAUCAUCCAGGAAUAUCGGUAUGGUGCUUAUUAUUAUAAUGAUGGCUUUUAGUUUCAUCCCUAUUGGUUCAAAUUUCAUUAUAUUAAUUUAAUCCCCCCAUUUUCAACCCUAUCUACAGUUGCGUCAUUCUUCAUCUUAAAAUUUUUCUGUACAAAAAACGAUUUUUAAAUAUUUAGUAUGCCGUUUAUUCUUACAGCGAUGGCUUUUAUUUUCAUCCCCAUUGGUCCGAAUUUCAUUAUCUUAAUUUAAUUCCCCCAUUUUCAACGCUAUUUACAGUUGCGUCAUUAUUAAUCUGAAACAAGGUCUAAAAUGGCGCGUAUUUCAAUAACGACGCAAUUACCCUGUAGUGACUCAGCGCAUAGUUACAGUUCUGUCGCUUUUGUAUCAUCUGUACACAGUAUUUUAGGUUAAUUAUGCAAUAAACGGGAAUUGACAAAAUUUGAAGUUACGUCAUUCUUGUUCCGUACCGGGGAUAUGGAAUUUUACCCAGUAGAACACUUUUGAAUACAAAUCUGAAUUUACCAACACCUUAUAUAGUACACAUGACUUUAUACAGUGCGUCCAUAAAGUAACGCAUAAAUUCGUUAUUUCGUAAACCGGCGACUUUAGGAAAAAUCCCAAAACAGGUCGAUUUUUAUUUUUAAAUUACGAUUUUUUGGCAUAUAUAUCAUACUAGUGACUUCAUCCAUCUGGGCGUGAUGACGUAAUCGAUGAUUUUUUUAAAAGAGAAUAGGGGUCAUGAGAUAGCUCAUUUGAAAGGGUAUUCAAUUCUCUCUUCACUAAUAUAAACAUUAACAUAUUUAUUUAUACAAGGUGUUCAAAAAAACAUUUUUUUAAUUAAAAUAAUUUAGACAGAAAGAAGAAUGUAUGUAAUUUAUUUAAUUCAAAAUGCGUUUUACUGUUGUCAGAAAACAGGAAAAAAAUGUUUAUUUGACAAAUAAACAUUGAUUUUCGUUUAAACGAAAUGUUCAAACUGCCAAGAGACAGGGUGACAGCUUUAACAUUUAAUUUAAGCGAAAAACAAUAUUUAUUUGUCAAAUAAAAUUUUUUUCCUGUUUUCUGACAACAGUAAAACGUAUUUUGAAUUAAAUAAAUUACAUACAUUCUUCUUUUUGUCUCAAUUAUUUUAAUUAAAAAAAUGUUUUUUUGAACACUCUGUAUAAAUAAAUAUGUUAAUGUUUAUAUAAGUGAAUAGAGAAUUAAAUACCCUUUCACAUGACCCCUAUUCUCAUUUAAAAAAAUCAUCGAUUACGUCAUCAUGCCCAGAUGGAUGACGUCACUAGUAUGAUAUAUAUAUGCCAAAAAAUCGUAAUUUAAAAAUCGACCUGUUUUGGGAUUUUUCAUUAGUAUCGCCGGUUUCCGAAAUAAUGAAUUUAUGCGUUACUUUAUGGACGCACUGUAUACACUGCGGUGCAAAAAAAUCGAUCCACUAAAAAUUUGGUCAUUUUUGAUGUUUUGAAUUUCCUAAACCUGUUGUCCGAUUUAAGUGAUUUUUUACCACGUUAUAGCUUUAUCCAUUGACAAUAUCGAUGUAAUAAUAUUGUUGCUAGACAGUUAAACUGUCAUUGUAUACCGGGUGUACGAAUCAAACUGUGUUUUUUUCUCAAAGUUCGCAUCACCCUGUGGACUAUUUUAGCAUUUAUAAAAUACUGAAAUUAAAACCCAACUAUAGCCUCAGGUUUUCUUAACAUUUUGUAUUUCGAUUCAUUCGCUUAUGUUGAAUAAUAAAAAGGUUGGUACUUUAACAACUAGUCAUGUUCGUCAUCAGUACAUGGUGUUUCUAAAUAAGUGCGACAAAUUUUAAGGGGUAAUUUUACAUGAGAAAAUAAUGACAAUUUGUUUUAUAAUCAUAUGUCCGCAAACGCUUCGUUUCCGAGACACGGGAUGUUCAAUUUCUUUUUUACAAACUGACGAUUUAUUUAUUGCUUUAAAACCAGUUGAGAUAUGGAGAUCAAAUUCGGUGGGUUUUAAAACGUAGUUAUUGCACAUUUUUUGACAUACAAUUAAGAAUUUUAUAUUCAUCAUUGGCGUGCGUACGGGUAAUAUUAUCGGUCAUAAUACCCGUUUGCGCGCCACUGGUGAAUAUUAAAUUCUUAAUUGUAUGUCAAAAAAUGUGCAAUAACUACGUCUUAAAACUUAAAACCCACCAAAUUUGAUUUGCACAUCUCAACUGGUUUUAAAGCAAUAAGUAAAUCAUCAGUUUGUAAAAAAAAUUGAACAUCCCGUAUCUCGGAAACGAAGCGUUUGCGGACAUAUGAUUAUCAGUAGUAAUAACCCAAGGACAUUGAUAAUUGUUCGAAAAAUUUUUAUAACAGAUUUCGAAAGCUUGUUGCUUGGAAACAGCUCUGUUGCCUGUAAGCAACAAGCUUGAGAAAGUUGUUAAAAAAUUUUUGAGCAUUUAUCAAUGUUCGAGGGUUAUUCGGAUAGAAAAUUUUUUGCUGGUUAUGAAAAAAAAAAUACAGAGCAGAAACAAUUUAUUUAAAUGUGCAAUUAACAAAGGAACAAUUAGAAAAAUUUAAUGAAGAUCCAGACAUGUUAGUUUCUAUAACUGAUGAAGAUGUAUUUCCACUACGCAUGCUGUUAAUAAUUUUAUUAUGAUGUUCUUCGUCAAUGUUCAAGUACGGUUUUAUUGAGUUGGGAUUGUUAUGCCCAUCAGUAUUACAACCAAAUCGUGACAUUUUGAAAUAUUGAAUAUUUGAAAUGUCAAAAUCGAAAUGAAACGAAAUGUAGGUAUCCAUAGCUACAUGAUUGAGUGAAAACAGCCCAUGGGAUCUGUUUUCAGUAUAAUGUUGGUUGUUUUAAAUCAGAUGACCACAAAUUAAUUGAUUUCAUUGGAUUUCUAAUUGAGCAAAAAAUUUUCAAGCAAAUUGUCAUUAUUUUUUCAUGUACAAUACCCCCUUAAAGUUUUGUGCAAAUAUUUUAGAAACAUGUACUGAUGACGAACAUGGCCAGUUGUUAAAGUACCUAACUUUUUUAUUAUCCAACAUAAGCGAAUGAAUCGAAAGACAAAAUGUUGAGAAAACCUGAGGCUAUAGUUGGGUUUUAAUUUCAGUAUUUUAUAAAUGCCAGAAUAGUCCACAGGGUGAUGCGAACUUUGAGAAAAAAACACAGUUUGAUUCGUACACCCGGUAUACAAUGAUAGUUUGACUGUCUAGCAACAAUAUUAUUACAGAGAUAUUGUCAAUGAAUAAGGCUAUAACGUGGUAGAAAAUCACUUAAAUCGGACAACAGGUUUAGGAAAUUCGAAACAUCAAAACUGACCAAAUUUUUAGUAGAUCGAUUUUUUUGCACCGCAGUGUAGAUGUCGCCAAUUAACUUGAUUAUAGAAAAAUAUGGACUUAGCUACUUUUUGCACUGAGCCCUUAAUUAUCUCUCUUUCUCAGAUCUCUCUUUCAAAUAGUAGUACCUGCAUCUAAAGUUAAUACUUUUGAAGUUUAAUACUGUGGUUUAUAAUUGGUCUUUUUGCUCAGAAACGAAGGUGUCUAUGAUAAAAUAUGAUUUUACAAACUAUUCACGUUUUUUUACUCGUGUCAUUUUCAUCUUUGCAUUGUUAUUAUGAAGAUAAAUUAUUUACGGAUUUUUUUUUGCUUUUCUCAAGAUUACUAAACAGAAAAAUGUUAUUUAUGAACGACUACCUGCUUGUACCUGGACGUUGUUUUACUUUAUUGUGCUUAUUGGCGAUAUCGGACAAGAAUUUGUGAUAGAUUUUAUUUUUGUGGUGGUAAAUUUACCAGAAAAUUCCAGGGUAGUUGCAACACAACCUUCCUAUCCCGUUUACAGACUUCCAAAAUAUAUAAAAGUUUCUUUUCUGAUAUCGCGUUUAUUAGAUGAAUGAAUAUUGAAAAUUAUAAUUCUUGAUUAAUUUUCUUUGUCAUCUGUGUGCAGGAGACAAGUUGUAGCAAUUCGGUCUGUAUAUUACAGAUUAUAUUAAUAAAAGACAUAUAGAUA